AUGCUCACAGAGUCUGUCGUCGAGCGUGCGACGCCCCACAAAAGCAACAUCCGAAGAAGCAACCGUAUCGCCGCAGCAACCGGACCGGAGACCGGCACCAGCAAAACGUACUCCUACAACGCCGCGACGACGACCUCCCUAUUUCGACGGUUCCGCGAACAGUGCACGAAACGGGCGCGUAAGUUAACGCGCAAUCGGUUCUGUUCCUCGCAGGAUAAUCUCGGUGCAUCGGAGUACAGGAAGGAUCGUCGUGUGCACGGCCUUCAGUUACCGCUCCAUCCGCUGCAGCUGGUCGGUUGGUUUGCUUUGGCAUUGUUCGGUUACUCCACGUUCGGUGUGCUAAUACCGGCACUAGAGCCCACGCUACAACCUCCGCUGUACGUUGCCGUGACCGCACUGUACGGGUUUCAUCUCGCCUCCCAUCUUACCGCACUGUUGCUUGAUCCAGCCGAUCCGGAGUUGCGUCGAUUGGCGCCGGCCAGCAAAACUGUGGUACCGGAGUUCGAUCGUACCCGGCAUUCGCACGUGAUCGAGAACGGACGGUGCCAUCUUUGCAACAUCCGCACGACCAGCGCCCGUACGAAGCAUUGCAGCGUGUGCAACAAGUGCGUCGGUACCUUCGACCAUCACUGCAAAUGGUUGAACCAUUGCGUCGGUGGACGGAACUAUGUCGCCUUUCUGAUGUGUGUGGUGAGUGCGGUCAUAGCGGCGCUGGUCAUCCUGGCCGCAGCCAUCGUCGAGAUCGUGCUGUACCAUGUGCAGCCGGUGGGUUGGCUUAAUCUUGCCUGGUUCGGUUUGCUGGAUGUCGUCGACCAAACACCGCCGGAUGAGGGUGUCGAGCUCGAGUUGACUACCACCUCGAGCAGCUCGGUGGGCACCACGUUUACGGACGAAACGAGCACGGCCGGUGGAUUGCUGUUCGAAAACUUCACCACAUCCGCUCAGGACAUCUUGCUAAAUGGGACGGUGAGAGGAAUUUUCGGUGGUGGGGAUGGGAACAGUACCGUCAUCAGUACGGCGGGGAAUUCAUCGAACGCGACGACCCAACCAAAUGCGACAGUCAGUGCAGCUACUGCUGCUGCCGAGGGAAUUGCACUUCAUCACACAGUGUUUCUAGUGUUUGUGGCCUCACUUGGCAUACUGGCCGCCAUAGCCGCAGGACUACUGCUACAUCUGUGCUUCUUUCAUGUGUACAUCUCGUUUCUGGGACUCACAACGUACGAGUACAUCCGCAACAAUCGUCAAGCUGCGGCAGCGCAACAGAACGGAGCGGGUGGUAGAGAGCAUGGAACACACCUUCCGAAUGGACCACCACGAGUUGGCGCAGAGCUUGAGAGUGCACCGUCAAAGUUUACCCUCUUCUCUAACUGUACCCACGCAGGGUCACGCAAAUUCCCCGAGGUUUACAUUUGCUCCUCGAUCAAUCAGAAGACUACCGCCACAAUCAACGGUCCACCGACAGGAGUGUCCUUCUUGGGACGGAGAGGAGGCCCAACCAUACCAAAUGCAGCCGCCGUCAUUCUGCCUGGUCAGCUAAACGAUCUAAACCGCGUGAGGCCACGCACAUUACACUGCUGCGAUAGUAGUAGCACGGAAUGCCGGAACAACAUCACAGCGGCCGGGUUGCGUACCGUGACAGCAACAGCUAACGUUGCUUCUAGCGCAUCCAGCACCGUAACGACGUCCACACACUGUAGCGGUGACGAUCCUCAGGGACAGCAUCUUCAGCAGCAGCAGCAUCAUCACCAUCAGAAAGCUGCCUUUUAUCUCUGCUCGAUGCUGGAGGAUGAUCCGCAUGAAGACCCUACCGAGGGCAUGACCACCGGCAAUUGUCAGGGCACUCGUACUUUUCACUGCUGCUCGCAGUACAGUCGUCAGAUGGCAGCGGCACAUAGCUCCUCAACGAUGACCACGAACAACAACAAUCACCACCGGCACCAUCAUCAUCACGGGAAUGAUUUCCUUGCCGCGGCAACGGCAGCCACUCUGCUCGCAACCACCAUGACCACCUUGACAACGACCACCACGACGUCCGAGGAGGCAUACAUCCAGUACACGGAACGGUGCUCCUGCUGCAGCUUUCAGAUGCAGAAACCCGUGACGCAACCGUCGAACGAUGAGACUCUAUCCACACGCCGACAUCAUCUGCACGCGUACGACUUGCAUCCCUUCCGGCGAGGUGCCGAUAAGCCGACACUAGUGGAGCAGCAGCAAGGUGGGCGUCGGUUGUGCUGUGCGAACGAAUCGCUCGCCGCGGUGAAGUCGCAUCAUCGUUGGAAAAGGAAAUGGAACUGUUGCUCGAGUGUACCGGAUAGUCCGGACGUGCCGGUUGAUAUGAGAACCAUCUCCGGUACGGUAUCCGUUUCCGGCAGCCGCACGGUAAUGGCUGCACAGUUCGAUACGGGUGCGCAGCCCAAUCUACCGACGAUCCGGAACGUCGGUGAGCAGCAACAAACGACAUCGAUUGAGCGUCACUCACACGGCGCACCAGAACUGACCUGUAAUGAAAACUGUGCCAACAAUAACUGUAGUAGCGUUAGUGUUAGUAGUUCCCGUGCAAUGGCCGUGCGUGCUGUCAAGGAGGACGAAACUGCCAUCGAACAAGACACCUCGGUGUCCACUUCCGCUUCUUCUGCGAUAGAAAUUCUAAACUCCGAUGCCAACGGGAACGAGCUGGAUCACGAACGAGAUACUAGUACGGCUUCGCAGGCCAGUGUUUCCCCAGUGCCGAAGCGACCCCGGGCACGACUCGUCCGUCCCUGGCCCGUAGUCCGUUUGCGGCACAUGAUGCGUAUGAUCGAUCGUUACCGUAGACCACGCUGUCGGACGAAUCUUGCCGGCAGCAGCGGGACCAGCGCAUCGGUGACUGUUGGUAGCGGCAGUUCCGGUGGUAGUAGUAGUAGCACCACCAUCCAGCAGCACACACUGAUCCGUCAGAAUCAGGUGCGUCCCCUUUCGUCCAGCGAGUUCGCGAGUGCUCUACUUACGGUGCCCGGUUUUGGUGCAUCGGCACUGGCAGCAGCAGCAGCGGCGGCGGCCGCAGCGUCCUCCUCAUCCUCAUCUGCCUCCCCGUCCGGGUCAUCGACGGGGGGACCGGGAUCUCCGUCCGUGCAGCUACGUUCGCUGUUGCCCACGUCAACGAUUCGCGGUGCGGCAGAGUCAUCAUCAGCUAUCACGAUGCCGGUUCUACCACCUCCGGCACGCCGUCGCCUAAAAGGUGGUGGUACAGGCGGUUGUGUGGAACAGUUGCCGGAGUUGAUUGGAGACAUCACGACACCGUCCUCUACGUCGGGAACAUCCGUCCGUGGUCCGGUUCAUCCGCCGAUGAACUACAGGCGAAGUCGCCGUAAGAAUGUUAUUAGAAAUCGCAGCCCUACACUAUCGCCGAUCCACGAGUCCGGCCUAUCGAACCCAACUUCUCCUCAGCCCUGCCGACAUGUCUAUCCCGCGUGCUCAAUCACCACGAGCUCCAGCUGUGGUGGAACACGUUCUUCCGGGUUGAUUCCGUUGGUGACCACUACAGGCUACACGGAUCAGUCACCUUAAGAUGCGACAGUGAUGCGUACGAUAUCGUGGGAUAUAUACUCUGUUGUUUGCUAGGCAAUUCCCUGCAAGUAUCUCGCCGGCUAGUAACUAGAUCCACCUAUAGAGAUGCGAGAUUUUCUAUGAGAGGUCACCUGCAUCCAUUCGGUGCCUACCAAAAACGAGCAAGCCUACUGUCGUUGUUUGUUGUGUACUGUUCGUGAGGGGAAGAGUUAUAGAGUUGUAGUAGAAUGAAAGUUAUAGUCCGUUGCCUAGUAGGCGGUGUGCAGUAGGCCGUGAAACGAAUGCCGCAACUCCAAACCGGUGUUACACAUUGCGCUUUAAGACUAAGAUCCAAGAUGAUCGAUUUUGAGGCUGAUACGUAAAAUACACAACCUGCAUAACGAAGUAUUCAGCCACCAGUGUAGUAACGAAAAACACGAAAAAAUAUGCGAUACAACGAAAAAAAAACGUGACAGAGAGAAAAUGGGAAACAUAAAUCAAAAACCGAAUGUGCGUGCAUGGGGGAAGAAGUUGUGUUUGUGUAAGCAUUAUUCCGGCCAGUUUAGUUGGUGCAAGGAUGCGAAAAGCGAAAAGAUGCUUACAUUGUUAUGCAAGUAGCACGCGAAACAAAAGGUGUAGUGUAGAUAAUGAAAUUUUUUUGUAUAACAAAUACGAAUAGUACAUGUGUGUGUGUUGUGAGUUGAGGAGUUUAAGUUUUGCAAAAGAUGCAAAAGGGGGGAGAAAUCCUUUUUGGCAUUAUAAUGCAGUAGCACAGAAUGGUACUACCGAUAGAGCAUGGUGUUGUUGCCGGAGUAUACAUUGCGAUUUCGUAUUAACCAUGAUUUGUAUCGAUGAAGAAGAUAAAUAAACCAGGAACGCUUUUUCCCGUUGUUUGUUAGGAGCCUUGUAGGUUUCGGCGAAGGAAUGGUACUGUGUAUGAUCAAUAUAGGUCGCUACCCAGUCUCCUUUAGACACCUGUAUGCAAUGUGUGUGUGUUCCAAUGAGUGUGCGUGUGUGUAUACUGUGCUUCAAACCUCUAAAUAAUUCAAGUAACGUAUUGCCAACCAUUUCUUCUCGGAUUUUCCGUUUCGCUUUUUCCGAUCUUUCCAAUCUAAAGAAAUCCGUAUCCGUGUAUACACAGGCACAGCUAGGACAGGCCGACACCCCGAUCACGGCUUCGUCGUUUGUGUGCUUGGAAAAGUCGUGUGUUUCCUCAUGAUUUGAAUUCCAUGUGCAUCAGUCAGUGUAUCAGCGUGUGCGUCUGGGAAUGAUUUUGUGUAAAGGCGAACUGGAGAAAACAAGUAAGAUCAAGGGCAUCUUAUCCUCCGCGUUGUAGGCAGGCACACGCGGUGCGAUUUAUCAGCUCUUUAAUGCCAAUAAGUAUCCGUCAGAAACGAAACAGUAAAAAACUGGAAGACAUAUAUCGCGACUAAUUUAAUGCAAAAAUCUAUACCCAACAUAAAAUAGACUAUUCUCUGAUGUUACACUCAGCACCACUGAGUGCUGUACCAUAUUUGGAACGAACGAGAGCAGAGUGAACGAACGAAACGUGAAUAAAACGAAAGGUCAUAAUUCCUUUAACGUGUGCGGUAAAGCAACGAUAGUAGUGAUAGUGGGGAAUGUAUGCUCGCAUUAGAAUGAAAAUCCCAUCUUCAUGGUGGAAUGGAGUGAUAGGAAAGUGCGCUCGAGUAUAUCACCACCGCUCGUUAAGUAAGGAUAUGUAACACAAACAUUGGUGAAGCGCAAUUUGCAAUGGGAUUAAGAGCUAUUUUUUAUGUCGCUUUUCCUUAUUGUGGAACAGAUGCGUUGGAUACGAGAAACAAAAAACCGCACACACACAUUUACUGGCAGCAAAGGUAGCAAUUUUGAUGAGAAAAUUAAAAUAACGACAAAAAAAGCAAAAAUGCGUUACAAACGUGCUGAAUCGUUUGAACAUGUGAGCAUGUGUUUAUAUGUGUAACAGGGAGCAGGGAUGGGAGUGGGAAAACCCGUUCCAGACGAGUGUGAUGUUGGAAAAGAUAUAUUAUAUACAUAGUAAUAAAUAAUUGUUUAUUUGAA
Molecule: messenger RNA, 5583 nt
Organism: Anopheles moucheti
Lineage: Eukaryota; Metazoa; Arthropoda; Insecta; Diptera; Culicidae
Product: mucin-5AC
Exons: 1
Coding region: 1-3546 (1181 amino acids)
Biological process (GO): peptidyl-L-cysteine S-palmitoylation; protein targeting to membrane
Cellular component (GO): endoplasmic reticulum; Golgi apparatus
Molecular function (GO): protein-cysteine S-palmitoyltransferase activity
Source: RefSeq, a predicted model, not a curated record